AUGGAAAACCAGUCCUCAGUAACAGAAUCAGCAGUGAAAGAAUUCAUUCUGCUGGGAUUUUCUGACAUCCGGGAACUUCAGAUUUUACAUUUUUGGGUGUUUCUCUUCAUAUACUUGGCAGCCAUAAUAGGAAACUUUCUCAUCAUCCUAAUUGUAGCCCAUGAUGAACAGCUUCAUAGUCCCAUGUAUUUCUUCCUUGCCAACCUCUCAUUGUCAGAUACUUGCUACAUCUCCACCACUGUCCCCAAAUCCAUAGCCUCUGCACUGACAAAUCACAGUCUGAUUUCCUUCACGGAGUGUGUUUUACAAGUUUUCUUGAUUCUCACGCUUGCAGGGGUAGAGCUGUCUUUUCUCACUGUCAUGGCAUAUGACCGCUACAUGGCAAUCUGCCAUCCUUUACAAUAUAGCAUGAUCAUGAACUGGAAGGCCUGCUUCCAAAUGGCAGCUGCUUCUUGGAUUAGCAGCUUAAUCAAUGCAACACUGCACACUGUAAGCACAUUCAGGUUACAAUUUUGCAAGUCUAAUAUUAAACAACUUUUUUGUGACAUCCCCCAAUUAUGGAUGAUUUCUUGCACAGAUCCAGUGGUCAGUCAGUCACUUGUUAUUGCGAGUACAAUUACUGUGGGCUUGUUCUGCCUUCUGUUUAUAUUGGUUUCUUAUGGGUUCAUCUUCUCAACUGUAUUUAAGAUUCAGUCAUCUCAAGGUAGAUAUAAAGUCUUCUCCACCUGCACUCCACACUUGACUGUCUUGUCUUUGUUUCUUACAACUGCUGUGUUUUCUUACUUCAGGCCGAAAGCAUGGUCUUCACCUCCUGUAGAUCUCUUUGCUGCUGUCUUGUAUACAAUUUUGCCACCAGUAAUGAAUCCCAUCAUUUAUAGCCUGAGAAACAAAGAAAUCCAUGGGGCUAUGUCAAAAAUGGCAAAGAAGUGGUUUGGAUUUUACAGAGGGAUUUUAUAA
Messenger RNA from Elgaria multicarinata webbii, 957 nucleotides. Its product is annotated as olfactory receptor 14I1-like. The record is from RefSeq and is a predicted model, not a curated record. Gene Ontology annotation, molecular function: G protein-coupled receptor activity; olfactory receptor activity; odorant binding. The coding region runs from base 1 to 957 and encodes 318 amino acids. Gene Ontology annotation, cellular component: membrane. Lineage: Eukaryota; Metazoa; Chordata; Lepidosauria; Squamata; Anguidae. Gene Ontology annotation, biological process: G protein-coupled receptor signaling pathway. The transcript has a single exon.